GGACUGACUGAUGUAGCAAGAAGCGAUAAGGAGGCAUGGGGUGAGGCUUCUUGUUAAUACGAGGGAAAGAUAAAAGGCGAAAUCCCCCAGAGGAAACACAGGAGCAACAAGAAGGGAAGAUAGAUUUAUUCAGGGGUGCAGAUGUCACAUCGGGCGAAGGCGGGAGAUGAAGAGAGAAAAGACGAAGAGCAGAAAACAAACCACAUGGAGAUAAAGAGAGAAACAGGAGAGACUAGGCAGAGGGCCCGGACAUUGUUAACGAGCUUAACGAGAGAGAAGACCAGCAGGAGGGCGUGGACCUGACUUAAAGGAGAGAGCGAAAGGAGAGAGGAGGAAAAAAAAAGAAGACAAGAGGAACAUACAAAGCAAAGCAGGGGCCUCCUGGAAAAGAAACAAAGCCUCACACUUCCUCUGAGUGUGUGAGGUUGCCCUCUGUGUGCUUUUUACUGUACGAGUGUGAGAGCAGGUGGGACUUUGAUGGGACAGUGAGCAAUGCCUCACACGCAGCGACAGCAGGUUGGCAGUAGGGGGCAGUGCUCCUCUUGCCUCCUCCCCUUCCUCCUCCUCCUCCUCCUCCUCUCCCUUGCUGCCCAGCCCAGCCGAGCAGCCAUACACAUACCCUCCAACUACCACAUAAGUGAUCUCAAGAGGCCUCCAAUGAUCACCACACAGCCGGAGUCUGUCACGGUCUUUAGCAUUGAAGACCUCGUCAUGAACUGUGAAGCCACCGGCAACCCUCCACCCAUUUUCCGAUGGACGAAGGAUGGAGAGGAGUUUGACCCAGGCAGGGACCCAGAGCUAAAGGUGACUGAGCGCUCUGGUUCAUUCGCAUUCUACACUCUCAGUAAUACUAUGGAGACUCUGAAGCAGUACCAAGGCAAAUAUGUCUGCUACGCAUCCAACGAGCUGGGGACAGCCGUCUCUAACGAGGCCAUACUCAACACUGAUGUUCCCCCGUCCCAGCAGAAGGAAAAAAAGGUUAAUGUGAGGUCUGAAGAGGGAAGCAGUAUUGUUCUGAAGUGUAACCCUCCGCAGAGCUCUAUGGAGCCUAUCAUUCACUGGAUGGACUGGAGGCUACACCAUAUCGUGCUGAGUGAGCGUGUGGUAGUGGGGAAGGAUGGCAACCUAUACUUUGCCCAUUUGACAACGGAGGACAGCAGGGAUGACUACACCUGCAAUGUCCAGUACCUGGCGACACGUACCAUUCUUGCAAAGGAACCCAUCACUCUGACUGUAAACCCCUCCAACUCCGUACUGCGGAACAGGAGGCCCCACAUGAUGAGACCUACUGGAAGCCGCAGCACUUACCAUGCCCUCAGGGGCCAGACCGUGGAGCUUGAGUGCAUCGUCCAAGGCCUUCCAACUCCCAAAGUCACGUGGCUGAGGAAGGACGGUGAGAUGUCAGAAUCACGGACCGUUAAAGACAUGUUCGACCGGCGCCUGCGCUUUACUAAUAUCUCAGAGAGCGAUGGGGGCGAGUACCAGUGUACAGCUGAGAACUCCCAAGGGAAAGCCACACACACUUACAUUGUGGCUGUAGAAGUGACCUCUGAUCGAAAUGGCCUGCCUACAUUUUGCAACCCAUCACUGUAA
This is a messenger RNA of Epinephelus lanceolatus (giant grouper), 1593 nucleotides long. Lineage: Eukaryota; Metazoa; Chordata; Actinopteri; Perciformes; Serranidae. The record is from RefSeq and is a predicted model, not a curated record.